Messenger RNA from Closterium sp. Naga37s-1, 2076 nucleotides. NCBI's taxonomy places the organism in Eukaryota, Viridiplantae, Streptophyta, Zygnematophyceae, Desmidiales, Closteriaceae. The record is from the annotation of a GenBank genome assembly.
AUGGGGAUUACCAAAUCCCGUCCCCUUUACACUCUCCCCCUCUCCAAUCCGCCCUAUCAGUCCCUUUGUGCAGAGUGGGCCCAACAGUCAUUUCAAGCAAAGGAAGGGGGUCCUAUACCUGGUGGAGUGGAGACUCACGCCGUCACAGUGGUGGUUGGGGAGACAGGCAGUGGCAAGGCCACUCAGAUCCCGCAGAUGGUGGCAAGCAGAGUGGCGGAGGAGAUGGGGGUGGCUUUGGGGGAGAGAGUGGGCUACAGCAUCCGCUUUGAGAACGUCACCACGCAGGGAGUGACUCAGAUCAAGUUUCUCACAGAUGGGGUGCUGCUGCGGGAGAUGAUGGAGGACCCGCUGCUCUCCAGAUACAGUGUGAUCAUGGUGGACGAGGCGCAUGAGCGCAGCCUGGCAACGGACAUUCUCCUGGGCCUCCUCAAGAAGGUGAUGCGGCGGCGUCCUGACCUCCGAUUGGUCAUCUCAUCUGCCACGCUGGCAGCUGAUGACGUGGCAGCCUUCUUUGACACCAGCCACGAGAAGCCCAAGCCCUUGUCGUCACAAGGCCUUAACACCCUUCCCAGCCGCAAGCCAGCUAUCAUUUCAGUGGAAGGCCGGAGUCACCCGGUGCAGCUGCUGUACCUUGAAGAACCCACAUCGGACUACCUGCAGACAGCACUUGACACCGUGCUCGCCAUUCACUGCCAGGAGCCUCCAGGAGACAUACUUGUGUUCUUAACGGGACAGGAGGAGGUGGACACGUUGGUGCAGCUUAUAGCGGAGCAGAGCAACAGCUACACUCCCUCGUCCGAGAAACUAAGAGGCCUCCAGGCGUUUCCUCUCUAUGCUGGUCUACCAGCCGGUGAUGUUGAGGCAGCAUUUGCGCCCACCCUGCGGGGGAGGAGGAAGGUGCUGGUGGCGACCAACAUUGCCGAGACGUCUCUCACCAUCGAGGGCAUAGUGUACGUGGUUGACUGUGGCUUUGUCAAGCAACGGUUCUUCGACCCUGUAUCAAACGUGGAUGCGCUACUGCUAGUGCCCGUGUCACGAGCAUCAGCACAGCAGAGGGCAGGCAGGGCAGGGCGAGUGAGGCCGGGGAAAUGCUACAGACUGUACACAGAGCACAGCUACUUGACAGAUCUUGCCGCCCACACAAUCCCGGAGAUCCAGCGAUCAGAUCUCACAGCAACAGUGCUGCAGCUCAAGUCGCUCGGCAUCGACAACAUCAUGCGAUUCGAUUGGCUCUCGCCGCCCGCGCCGUCCGCCAUGAUCCGCGCACUAGAGACGCUCUUUGCCGUCCGGGCGCUGGAUAUGGACGGCAGACUGACCAAGCCUGUUGGAGUCCAGCUGGCAGAGUUUCCUCUGGACCCUCUGAUUGCCUUCAUGCUGCUUGUAUCGGCCAAUGCACCUGGCACCACCGCUGAUGGUGCUACUGGUACUGCGAUGAAGAGUGGAGGGGGUGGAGGUGGCGUGGGUGGGGGGAAGGAGGAGGAUGAUGAGGAGGAGGAAGACGGAGAUGGGGAGGACGCUGAUGGUUGUUCCGAGGAGAUGUGUACAGUUGCUGCGUCACUGUGUGUGCAGUCAGUGUGGGUGGGCAGCAGCGGCAGGCAGAGGGAGUCAGACAGACUCAAAGAGCGAUUCGCUGCUGCAGAGGGCGACUUUGUCUCCUACCUGAACGUGUAUGAGGGCUUCACUCGCAGUGGCCGGUCGCCCAAGUGGUGCCACGCCAACGGCAUCAACUACCAGGCCAUGCUGCGAGUGGACGAUGUGAGGGGGCAGCUGCGGAAAGGGCUAAGGCGCCUGGGGCUGAAGCUGCUGUCAUGCAGAGGUGACGUCAUGUCCCCCUACCUGUCCCUCCUCUUCCCCAUUUCCGUUGCUUGCCUUCCCACCCACACCCACCCACAACCCCACCACACCCCCUCCAACCCCGCACCACCCCUGAUUCCACCAGCUGCUCCAGCAGGCAGCAGUGCCAUCUUUUAUCACUUCUCGUCACCCACCAAUAUUUUGUUCCACUCUCCCCUCUGCCAACCCCUACUCCUCUCCACCAGCUGCUCCAACGGGCAGCGGCGGCCUCUCUCUUCGUGA